UUCUUUUUCAUUUUUUUUUGUUAAUCAUUUUUGCAUGGUUUACAGGCCAGUCUCGAAUAUUGCUCUCAGAGCUUGACUCAGAAUCCAGUACCCUUGCUUCAGAAUCAAGCUCCAUAUAAGUUAAUGGCGUCCCAACCAUUCCAUCAGGCAUCAGCGGGAAUGAACAGCUUUGUUCCGUCCAACCCAUCAUCAGGAAGCCAUGGCGGCCAGGUGGACCUCACCCUCAGGCUAGGAUUACCUAAAGACUCUCAAGAAAAGAACAAUCUUUUCAACUUGGGCGGCCAAUAUGCUAAUCCUCCUGCUGUGAACCCUCACCAUGCCUAUUUCAGCUAUAAUCAUGCAGGUCGCCCUUACACUCCGGGCACAUAUCCUUUGGGCAUGGCUUCUCAUGGAAUGGGCAGCACGAACGGCCAGCUGGGUGGACAGAUGUAUGAUCACACCAUGAAUCAUAUGAAUGAUCCAUGGUUAGCAAACCCUAAUUACAUGAAUUCAAAUGGAGUGCUAGGGCAUCAUCCCUACAACUACUACAGCAAUAUCCAGCCACCUCCAGCACCGCAAAUGAAUGAGUACGUACUGCUCAACCCCUCCUCUAGGACGCUUGGCAGCUCGUCUUCAAGGCGCCAAUGCAAUACCAAUUAUAAUGACCCUAAUAAGAGGUGCACCAACUAUAACUGUGGCACUAAUAACACUCCCAUGUGGCGCAAAGGUCCCCUUGGUCCCAAGAGCCUUUGCAAUGCUUGUGGGAUCAAGUAUAGAAAGGACGAGGAGAGAAAGAAAGCCAGAGAUGCAGCUGAAAGCUCCGGCACAAGCAGCCGGGAUCAGGAAUGAGAGAUCAGAAGAAGUCAAUGCUCGAUCGACGUGUUUGACAAGAAUAUCAUGAGGUUUCAAAAUAAUUCAGAGUUGGAUGAAAGUCUAUGGAACAUAACCAUAUAUAUAUGGCUUUUCCUCAUUUUCCGGAAUACAUUUUGGGAUGAAAAUACUCAUCAAAAUAUUUGGUAGCUUUUUGCUGUUUAGAAUAAGAACAUGGACGAAUGUCAUGACAUUAAUAUUGG
Messenger RNA from Juglans microcarpa x Juglans regia, 1052 nucleotides. Its product is annotated as GATA transcription factor 29. Gene Ontology annotation, molecular function: zinc ion binding; sequence-specific DNA binding; DNA-binding transcription factor activity. Bases 124 to 828 code for a protein of 234 amino acids. Gene Ontology annotation, biological process: flower development; regulation of DNA-templated transcription. Lineage: Eukaryota; Viridiplantae; Streptophyta; Magnoliopsida; Fagales; Juglandaceae. The transcript has 3 exons. The record is from RefSeq and is a predicted model, not a curated record.